Molecule: messenger RNA, 700 nt
Organism: Canis lupus familiaris (dog)
Lineage: Eukaryota; Metazoa; Chordata; Mammalia; Carnivora; Canidae
Product: interferon alpha-1/2
Exons: 1
Coding region: 66-629 (187 amino acids)
Biological process (GO): B cell differentiation; natural killer cell activation involved in immune response; B cell proliferation
Cellular component (GO): extracellular region
Molecular function (GO): cytokine activity; type I interferon receptor binding
Source: RefSeq, a predicted model, not a curated record
AGCUGAAGCCGCGGUUCCCACACUUGCCCAGCGCAGCCAGGCCCACAGCCCCUGCAGGAUCCCCGAUGGCCCUGCCCUGCUCCUUCUCGGUGGCCCUGGUGCUGCUCAGCUGCCACUCCCUGUGCUGUCUGGCUUGCCACCUGCCCGACACCCACGGCCUGCGCAACUGGAGGGUCCUGACGCUCCUGGGACAGAUGAGGAGACUCUCCGCCGGCUCUUGUGACCACUACACCAAUGACUUUGCCUUCCCCAAGGAGCUGUUUGAUGGCCAGCGGCUCCAGGAGGCGCAGGCCCUCUCUGUGGUCCACGUGAUGACCCAGAAGGUCUUCCACCUCUUCUGCCCGGACACGUCCUCUGCUCCUUGGAACAUGACUCUCCUGGAGGAACUGUGCUCGGGGCUCUCUGAGCAGCUGGAUGACCUGGAGGCCUGUCCCCUGCAGGAGGCGGGGCUGGCCGAGACCCCCCUCAUGCAUGAGGACUCCACCCUGAGGACCUACUUCCAAAGGAUCUCCCUCUACCUGCAAGACAGGAACCACAGCCCGUGUGCCUGGGAGAUGGUCCGAGCAGAAAUCGGGAGAUCCUUCUUCUCCUCGACAAUCUUGCAAGAAAGAAUCAGGAGGAGGAAAUGAGACCCGCCCGGGUCCGCACGGAAAUGACAUUCCCUGACUGAUCAGAGCACACUUGCACGUGUCCUGCCGCC